CCUCUCCCCAAAUUGUUAAACCUCUCCCGCAUUCGAGCCGUUGCAAAACCCUAACCCUAACCCAAACUUCCCCAAGACCUCUUCGAGACGACGAGAACGACCUCCACCGACAGGAAAUUAGGUUAGGGCUUCUCCGCGCCUUUCUCCGCUCUUCAUUCUUGCUCGAUCAUCGAUUCGAAAGCUGUCGAUUAGGAGAUGGAUGCCGUCCUCCUCGAAUCCCCGACCGUCGCGAAACCCCCGGCCUUCGCCCCUCUCGCGGGCCUCAAUUUCCAACCCGUGCUCAAGGAAUCCAUCGACCGGUUCCUGAUCGAAGUCCAGAAGGAGUCCUGCGACUUCUCCGCCUUCCGUUCCAUCUUCUUCCGCUUGAUCCAGUCCAGCGCCGACCCCCCGCUCGAGGUUAUCUGGUUAUACUCCGCGGUUGGCUACCACGAGGCCAUUGCGUCCAAAAAAGAGGCCAUUGAGCGCGUGAUGGCCGUCAAGGACCUCCUCCAGCUGCUUUUCUCUUGCUCUGCUUCGUGCGGUGGCCUAAAGUCGAUAGCUUUGCUUGCUCCUGCUGUUUCUGAGCUCUACCGAUGCGUGUCAGAGGCGGGGAAGCUCUCCAGGAAGGUGGCGAAGAAGGCAAGGAGGGAUAUUGGGGCUUUGGUGGAAGGGAUAAUCAGCUACAUCAGCAUUUGUAGCAGCAAGAGCUCCAAGGUGGAAGAAUUCUCUGACAACUACCUGCUUCCUUGCUUUGUGGAUCUUGUUCGAGUCUGGACGGUGCAGCAUUCAUGUGGAGGGGACGGUCUGGGAGUUCUUUUUCCCUUGGUUAGUGAGGAGAUUCGGGGCCAGUUCCGGAAAGAAGGGUGUCGUACUAGUUAUUUGGCUGGUGCUGUGGUUACCGAGGCUUUCUUGAUGAGGUUAUGCUUAAAGAUUGAAGCUGCUGGGGCGCCAAGGCCUGACUUACAGAAGGAGUUGAGGAUUUGGGUUGUCAGUUCGAUAACUGCUUUCCAGAACCGUGUCUUCUUUGAGAUGCUACUCAGGCUGCUGCUGGACCCACCAAUGCCUCUCAGCUUCCUCCUGUGUUCUAUGGAUGAAAGCUUGGUGAGAGACAUUCUCUAUGAUGCUGUUAUAUUAGUAGAUUAUUCUUUCAUUAAUCCUGGAUUUCAUGUGGAACGAUAUGAUGAUUCUAUAAUGAAUCUUCUUAUGACAAGGUUGAUUGUUACCCAUGAAGCCAUCCAAGUUGCGAGAAGUAGGGGAGAUCAGGGCAAAGCCAUUGCUUAUAUAAAUGCAUUUUCAACAUCGUUUAUUCCCAAUGGUUUAGUUAACUGGGUCAGUAAACAACUUGGCUUGGAGAGACUUAACAGACCAGCUGCCACUACACCUCAAGCUCUUCUCAAGUGGUUCCUGGGUCUUGGAGAACAAGGUUUGAGGCUGUUUGAAGAUAGCAUAUCGAAACUUCAUAGUAAAUUAAUAUUUGACGAGACCAAAUUUGGGUCUGAUGCUUCAGUGUUCCAUAUGGACAGCAAAAAAACAAAUGCUGAUCUUUUCUUUUUCGAUAACCGAGGGGAGGUUGCUAAGGAGGCUGCAGAGGAUGAGAGCAUGGAAGCAAUGGAUACUGCUUUUAUAGCUGCUGCUUAUUCCAUGAAAUCAACACCAAGUAAUGGAAGGAAGAAACGAAAAGAAUGGGGAGAUGAAGAUGGGGAAGUGCAGAUGAAAUUUGUCAAGUAUAAGCUUGACAAAAGUUCAGUGAAGGGGGAUUUUGAUAUGAGCAGUGGUAGUGAAGUCGAAAAUCCAGCAUCUGAUGAGGACAUGGAGGACACAGAUUAAUGAGCCAGAAUCGGAUUUCUGUGCAUGGUUGUAAUUCAGUGAGAAGGAUCAUUUUGCAUUAGUUGAUGCUCCGUUCAGGUUCUUGUCAUCUUGGAUCGAAGACUUCUGGCUGGGGCAAAAGAUAGGUGAUCAUAUCUUGUGGUAUUUUCACUUGUUGAACUAUCACAUGGGUGAUUGGAAGCAGGUUUAAAAGGCAUCUGUUAAUUGUGGAGACACCCAGUUUUGUUAAUUGCUAUAUGCUUGUUCCACUUCCAACAGCUGGUCACCCAAGUAUCUAUCACUAGGCCAUGAUCCCAGCCAUGUUGGAUACUUGUGUUUUUAGAUAUUUCAAAUUUACAAAAAGACUGAAAAUGAUGAGCAGAAUUACAUUUUCUAUAAGGCAGGCUAUAUAAAUUUAUGUUAUGGCAACAA
Molecule: messenger RNA, 2217 nt
Organism: Elaeis guineensis (African oil palm)
Lineage: Eukaryota; Viridiplantae; Streptophyta; Magnoliopsida; Arecales; Arecaceae
Source: RefSeq, a predicted model, not a curated record